UUCCCACCCGUGUUUGUUUUCUGAGUGCGGAGCUCCUCCAGGGUCUAGAGGUUUGUGUCCAGCGCACGUCCAGGAGGGUGUCCGAGGGUCCGAUGUCCUGGCGACUCUGUUCCUCCCUCCUGCAGGCAGAGUAGCGGACCGACGGGCGGACGUGCUGCACAGGUACUUGCGUCCCGCCUGCGAGCCAGAAGCUUAAGUGAAAAUGGUACAUAUAAGAAGACAUGAAACAAGGAAAAGUUCUAAAACUCAAGAGCCUGAGCAGAAAUCUCGAGUUGAUUGGAGGCGGACUAAAAGAAGCAGUAUCUCACUAUUACUUGAUAGUGAUGAAGACCUGGAUAGUGAAGACUUUGAUAGUGAUGAAGAGCUUGAUAGUGAUGAAGAGUUUGAUAGUGAAAGUGUUGAUAGUGAUGAAGAGCUUUCUAGUAACAAGGAGCUUGAUAGUAAUAAAAAGCCAGAAAGUGAAAGAGAGCUUAAAUUAAUUGAAGUUGAAAGUGAAGGAAAUAACUGUGACCAUCUCAUUGACACUGGCAACAAUUCAACAAAUGAAGAACAGAACAAAACCAAAGAGAGUACUAUUGACUUACCACACCAUGGAAUGCAUUCAAAUCAAGAGGAGGAGAAUCUCAACAAACACACUGAUCAAAUAAUAGAGGAGGAUUUAGAAGAAGAACACAUUCACCGAGGGAAGAGAAAAAGAAACUCCUCUGUGAUGUCUGACACCGAGGACAGUGAUGAUAGUGAUAUCCUAGUUAAGAAAGUAGGUGUUAAACGUCCACGUCUAGUGGUUGAAGAUGAAUGUUCUUCAGCAGAGAUGGAGCAAAGACAACCUGAGAAAACUACAGCUGCAAGAAAGCGAGAACAACUCCAGAAACUGAAAGAACUCUCAGAACAAAGAUCUCGUCAGAGACGCACUAGUAGUAGAGAAUUUGAGGACUCUGAAAGGGAAUCCUGCCCAAACAGUGAUGAAAAUGAAGAGGAGGAAGAGGAGGAAGAGGCGGAUUAUGAAUCUGAUGCAGAUGGAGAUAAUUAUAUUAUUGAUGACUUUGUAGUACAAGAUGAGGAAGGUGAUGAAGAGAAUGAAAGCCAGCAAGGAGGAGAACAAUUGACUACAUCACAACUGAAAUUAGUAAAACAGAAUUCUCUUUAUUCUUUUAGUGAUCACUACACUCACUUUGAAAGAGUCGUGGAAGCUCUUCUGAUUAAUGCUUUAGAUGAAUCAUUUCUGGGAACAUUGUAUGAUGGCAUCAGGCAGAAAUCAUAUGCAAAGGAUAUGUUGACAUCUCUUCAUUAUUUGGACAACCGAUUUAUUCAGCCUCGUCUAGAUAGCUUAUACUCUAGAAGCCGUUGGAAAGAGCAGUAUAAGGAGCGGGUAGAAAGUUAUUCUAACGUGAAUAUCCGCGAGAAGAAUUCUAAAGACUGUUGCUGCGAGGCUUGUGGGUUGCAUCGCCACUGCAGGUUCUCUGUGCAUUUGUCAGGGAAGCAGUAUAGCACCAGGACUAUGGAGGCAGAUGAUUUUAUGUCACGUGAUGAACAGGUAUUUUUUGUUGGCAGAGUUUGUGCUCGGCGUACCAGAAUUUAUCAUAAUCUGAAACAUUUUAAGUUCAAGCUGUACCAAGAAUGUUGCUCCAUGACAAAGACAGGAGAAGUUGCAGAUGAACAAGUUAAAGAAACAGUGAAAAGAAUUUUCAAGCAGUCAAAAGAAAAUGGCUGGAUUAAGGAGAAAAGUUCUUGUGACCUGAGAGGGACGAAGCACCUGGUGCCAGUCCAAGGGAAGGAUCUCGGCUGCCAGUCCUCAUACCCCCUCCGCCCCCCCUCGGGACAUGGGACUUAGCAGUGAGCACUGUAAGGGAAGAUCAGAGGUUUCAGGCCUUGGCACUGAUUUUGAUUCCCCCAUAUCCUGUUGAUCACUAGAUUCGGUAUCAGGGGUUGUGGGGUUUGAAGAGUGCACUAGAAUCCUGAAGGUCUGCUGGCAGAGCUUGCAGAUUGUGUGGUGCAGGGAGAGGAUGCUCACGUGACUGAAGUCUUUACAACGGGUCUAGUUACAUGUAUGGGGAAGAGAACAUAUAGUAGAUUUGCAGGCAACUCAGAUC
Messenger RNA from Molossus molossus (Pallas's mastiff bat), 2090 nucleotides. RefSeq names its product coiled-coil domain containing 82 (gene CCDC82). The transcript is spliced from 8 exons. The record is from RefSeq and is a predicted model, not a curated record. NCBI's taxonomy places the organism in Eukaryota, Metazoa, Chordata, Mammalia, Chiroptera, Molossidae. The coding region runs from base 203 to 1831 and encodes 542 amino acids. Gene Ontology annotation, cellular component: nucleus.